Miniopterus natalensis is the source of this 998-nucleotide messenger RNA. It is a transcript of the gene CPB2, whose product is annotated as carboxypeptidase B2. Lineage: Eukaryota; Metazoa; Chordata; Mammalia; Chiroptera; Miniopteridae. The record is from RefSeq and is a predicted model, not a curated record. Gene Ontology annotation, biological process: fibrinolysis; proteolysis. Gene Ontology annotation, molecular function: zinc ion binding; metallocarboxypeptidase activity.
GUGUCUUGAUGGAAGAUGUGGAAGAUCUUAUCCGCCAGCAGACUUCCAAUGACACCAUCAGCCCCCGGGCCUCCUCCUCAUACUAUGAAAAUUAUCACUCUUUAAAUGAAAUCUAUUUCUGGAUAGGUGUUAUAACUGAGCAGUAUCUUGACAUGGCUGAAAAAAUCCACAUUGUAUCUUCAUCUGAGAAGAGUCCACUUUAUGUUUUAAAGGUUUCUGAAAAGCAACAAGCAGCUAAAAAUGCUAUUUGGAUUGACUGUGGAAUCCAUGCCAGAGAAUGGAUCUCUCCUGCUUUCUGCUUGUGGUUCAUAGCCUAUGUAACUCAAUUCUAUGGGGAAGAAAAUCUGUAUACCAAUCUUUUGAGGUACAUGGAUUUCUAUUUUAUGCCAGUAGUUAAUGUGGAUAGUUAUGAGUACACGUGGAAAAAGAAUCGAAUGUGGAGAAAGAACAGUUCUUUUCAUGAAAAUAGUCCUUGCAUUGGAACAGACCUGAACAGGAACUUUGCUUCCAAACACUGGUGUGAGAAGGGUGCAUCAAGAUUUUCAUGCUCAGAAAUCUACUGUGGACUUUACCCCGAGUCAGAACCAGAAGUGAAGGCGGUGGCUAAUUUCUUGAGAAGAAAUAUCAACCAUAUUAAAGCUUACAUCAUGAUGCAUUCAUACUUCCAGAAGAUAGUGUUCCCAUAUUCCUAUAACAGAAGCAAAAGCAAGGACCAUGAGGAACUGUCUCUACUGGCCAGUGAAGCAGUCCAUACUAUUGAGAGUAUUAGUAAAGAUACCAGACAUACAUAUGACAGUGGCUCAGAAAGUUUAUACCUAGCUCCUGGAGGUCCAGAUGACUGGAUCUAUGACUUGGGCAUCAAAUAUUCCUUUACAAUUGAACUUCGAGAUACAGGAAAAUAUGGAUUCUUGCUGCCAAAGCUUUUCAUCGAACCCCCUUGCAGAGAAGCUCUUUGCCACUGUCUCUAAAAUAGCUUGGCAUGUCAUCAAGAAUGUUUA